Molecule: messenger RNA, 4258 nt
Organism: Erpetoichthys calabaricus (reedfish)
Lineage: Eukaryota; Metazoa; Chordata; Cladistia; Polypteriformes; Polypteridae
Product: gastrula zinc finger protein XlCGF57.1-like
Exons: 4
Coding region: 816-2777 (653 amino acids)
Biological process (GO): negative regulation of transcription by RNA polymerase II
Molecular function (GO): DNA-binding transcription repressor activity, RNA polymerase II-specific
Source: RefSeq, a predicted model, not a curated record
UCGACCGGUGGCUGUUUUCACGACAGACGUCAACCAGAACGACGUUUCUGUACGGCGGUAACGUUGAAGUGGCAAAUUGAGUGCCUGAUGGUGAUAUCGCGCUGUCCGGAAAAGUAGGUCCAUGAAAGAGAAAAUGAAAAAAACAAGAAGUUGCCAUGUAGGGUAACAUAUCAAAAAAAAAUAGAAGGAAAAUGUCUGGCUGUUCAGGAGCUUCUAGAGAUGGGAUGUGAACGUUGAAUAAGUGACCUCAGAAAACAGCAGUUAAUGAUUAGUUAAGUGUGAGAUGCUGUGCUGAUAGGUGCAGCCACUCCAGUUUUUAUUGCGUUGUGCUUCUUUGGUGGUUGAUAUUUCCUUUCUAUGUGGUGGGGCUUGGACACUCAACUUAUAUUCUGAGGGGCACAGAAAGCAAGAACAAAAAAGAGCAGCAACCUCAAAGACUACCAAUAAGCAGCUGAAGAGACUGUUUGUGAAUCAACGUGAAGGAAACACAUUAUGUUCAAUGCGACUGGCUGGUGUAUUUUGUAUAAAUCAUACUGACUGAGCCCUAUAAAGCUGAAAUUCACCCAUCAGGGACCUGAGAGACAGAAUGUACCUGUAAUGGCUGUGCAAUUCAACUCAGAGACCAAGGGUUAGGCACAUUGCCAGUACUCAUGGACUUUAUUGUGUUGCUCAUAACUCAGUAAAGAUCCACUUACGCCGUGUCCUUUGUGUCAUAAGCUAUCAAAGAAUCUGUGAGAUUGCACAUGUCUCCUGCAUAAUACAGCAAGUAACGGGGGAAUAGCACAUGCAACUUGUGUCUCUUGUAUAGGCGUACCAUGGAGAACAAAAUUAAUGUGGAUAUUAAGAAAGAAGACUCUGAAUGGGAAUCUGAGCAACAUCAGACAAAUAUUUAUGGACUUCAGGUGGAGGAGAAUUGUAAGUGGAGACCAACGGUCAUUAAAGAAGAGUCUGAAUCAGCAUCUGAACCUAGUGACUUCAAAAAAAGUGACAUUGUAAUCCAUGUCAAGGCAGAAGAGGUUAAAUCGGAGUCUGUACUUCAGAAUGUGUGUCCACAUGAAGAUCUAACUGGAAAAGGCCUAGUGAAAAGUAGACCUCCAGCCCUCCAGAAUCAUUCUGCCCAGGUGAAGACGGAAUCUUUGGAUUCUGAGGUGAAAGAGGCUGAGAAAGCAUCGUUUUCAACGUAUUCUGGAGAAGAUUCUGCAGAAGAAAAUGUCACCCUCUCCGCUUCAUUUCUUGAGACUUCUCUUCACUCUAGAACACAUCAAAAUGAAAACGUAGAAAAAAUGACAUCAAUAAGGAUAGACGCAAACGACAGUCAACAACAGGUUCAUGACACAAGUUCAGCCCCUUUGUAUGUUGGUCAAGAGCAGAGGAGAACUACACAAAAAUCUAAACAUCAUGGAGAAAAGCUGUCCUGUUCUAAAUGUAGAAAAGAAUUCUCUGACCAUGACAGUCUUUAUUUGCAUAAAAAAAUUCACAGUGGGGAAAAGCCAUAUUGCUGUUCUGACUGUGGAAAACAAUUCUUACGAAGAGGCCAUCUUGAGGCCCACACAAGAAUUCAUACUGGAGAGAAGCCAUACUGCUGCAAUGAUUGUGGCAAACGGUUCUCCAAGAAUAGCAAUCUGCAGACCCACAAAAGAAUUCAUGCUGGGGAGAAACCAUAUUGCUGUUCCGAAUGUGGUAAACAGUUUUCUGCAAAACGCAGCCUUCAGUUACACACAAGAAUUCACACUGGUGAGAAGCCAUAUUGCUGCACUGAAUGUGAUAAGCAAUUCUCACAAAGAGGCUAUCUUCAAAAACACAUGAUAAGUCACAGUGGAGUGAAACCAUAUUGUUGCUGUGAAUGCGGCAAACGAUUUAUCACCAAUAGUCAUCUUCAGAUUCACAGAAGAAUUCAUACUGGGGAGAAACCAUUUCACUGUUCCGACUGUGGCAAACUAUUCUCACAAAGAGGCGGUCUUCAGAACCAUGCAAGAAUUCACACUGGAGAAAAGCCAUAUUGCUGCUCUGAAUGUGGUAAGCAGUUUUCUGCAAAAUUCAACCUUCAGUUGCACACAAGAAUUCACACUGGGGAGAAGCCUUACUGCUGUUCUGAAUGUGGUAAACAAUUCACCACCAGUCGUCAUCAUCAGAUCCAUGCAAGAAUUCACACUGGAGAGAAACCAUACUGCUGUUCUGAUUGUGGCAAACAAUUCUCACGACGAGGCAAUCUUCAGACUCAUAGAAGAAUUCACACUGGAGAAAAGCCAUAUUCUUGUUCUGACUGUGGCAAACGAUUCUCACAAAGAAUCAAUCUUCAGACUCAUGCAAGAACACAUGCAGAAGAGAAGCCAUAUUUGUGCUCUGAAUGUGGCAGACAAUUCUCUAAAAAACUUGAACUUCAGUUACACACCAGAAUUCACAAUGGGAAGAAGCCAUACUUUUGUUCUGAAUGUGGUAAACAAUUCACCACCAGUCGUCAUCAUCAGAACCAUGCAAGAAUUCACACUGGAGAGAAACCAUAUUGCUGCUCUGAUUGUGGGAAACAAUUCUUACGAAGAGGCAAUCUUCAGACUCACAGAAGAAUUCAUACUGGCGAGAAGCCAUAUGCCUGCUCUGAAUGUGGCAAACAGUUCUCACAAAGAGUCAACCUUCAAACUCAUGCAAGAAUUCACACUGGAGAGAAACCAUUUUGCUGCUCUGAAUGUGGCAAACAAUUCUCAAAAAAAUGCAGACUUCAAUUACACGCAACAAUUCACACUGGUGCAAAGGAAAAAAAUCAGAUGAAGUGUGUAUAAUGGAUGUUUCAGGUCCAAAUGAGUAUUCAGUGCUAAAAAAAGAGAGGUAAAAAGAACUAAGUACCAUAAGAUGCAAUCAGAUCUAUGCUACAUUAGGAAUUAAAUAGCUGAAUUUGUGUUGUGGUGGUAUUGGAUUGAACAGAACUCAACAAAAGAAACUUUCAGGCCCAUCUUAAUGCCCUAACCACAUCACACUCUAUAUGAAAUACAAAAGAAGGCAUUACUGGGGACAACACAGGUAACUACACCAAGCCUUUACUGGAAACUCACAGAAAAAACAAAAAUAGAGUGCUACAUCACAUCAUAACUAAAGAGUGGGAUUCACUCCUGUUUUACAGUUAGCUUACCAAACCCUUUAGGAGAGUGUGAGAGAAGCCAUGCUGCUUAUUCUGAAUGUGGCAAAUAAGACUUCACUAGUAGCAGAGUUUAGAGACACAAAAUAAUUCACACAGAAGAGAAUAAAUUCAGAACUAAGCAGACAAACAUAAUGGAAUACACUAGAAAAAUAAUUAUGAUGUAGAAAUGAAUUGGAUUCAAAAAAGAGCAUAAUAACGAAUGUUGCUUUAACAGCAAAAAAGGAGCAGUGAUGUGUGAGAUUAAAAAAGCACAGCUGAUUGAAAGUAGCAGUGAUGUCACAAACAGUUGUGCACAGAUUAUACAGGCAUCAUGAGAGACGAUGAUCUCUUAUAACAUACAAGGAAAGACUAGAAAAAGAAAAGAUCGAAAACACUGCCAACAUAUGUACAGUAAGAAAUGGUGGAAAAAAAGAAAAAGCAAGGGGCACACUUAAAAAAGUAGGAACACCAUCAUCAGUACAGAACAAAGUGAUCCAGGAAAUGAAGGACAGUCUUUUGGAUUUCCUCAAGACAGACAAGCAGAGAGGACGUUACUGAGGAUAUCAUGAAAAUUGCUCCCCUGACACUGUACAAUGGCUGACCCUGCUCUCUGACAUCCAUGGGUCAUACAAAAUGACCGUUUCCCCUGGGGGAUUAAUUCAGUGUACCAAAAAUAAAACUGCACUGGAUACAACCUUAUUGAAUGUUGAUGGAAACAAGCCAUGCUGGUAAGUGAUCAUACAAGCUACACUGAAAUGUGAUAUGUAAAACAAGACACACUAAAGAUGACUCAAUUAAGUGCUCAAAAACAGACUGCUAGAACAUGCAACUAUAACUUUAUUUAUCAGCCUGGGGCAGAUAAAGGUUAGCGUGGACAUCAGUGUCGGAAAAGAACAUGAAUUUACAAUGCGAACAUGACUAGUUGUUUUAACAUUAUCAGUCGUUUGUGGAAUUAUUGUUAAGCCCAUGUGGGGAGAGGACUUUUAAGUAUGGAAUGCAGCACCACUUUAACAAGAAAUCUGCAUCUCCCUUUGAGAUUGGCAGGAUGUAAGUCCUCUUUGGGUAUAUUCAAGCAGCCAGACUUGAAAGGACUCCUUAUUUGUGUUCUUUAAAAAAAGUAUCCUUAAAUAGCACUCUUUUAAAAUA